Molecule: messenger RNA, 4286 nt
Organism: Pseudoliparis swirei
Lineage: Eukaryota; Metazoa; Chordata; Actinopteri; Perciformes; Liparidae
Product: bone morphogenetic protein receptor type-1A-like
Exons: 13
Coding region: 602-2185 (527 amino acids)
Biological process (GO): BMP signaling pathway; dorsal/ventral pattern formation; protein phosphorylation
Cellular component (GO): plasma membrane; signaling receptor complex
Molecular function (GO): transforming growth factor beta receptor activity, type I; SMAD binding; ATP binding
Source: RefSeq, a predicted model, not a curated record
UCCAUCAUCAAGCAGCCGCGACCGCAGACCGACGGGAUCGGGGAGCAGAGGGACUGUACGCCGCCGAAGAUUUUCAAAAGCGCUGGAAAAUUACGGUUUUCCGUGGGGUAACAAUGGUGGGAAUUUCUCCUUGAGCUGUUCCGAUGAAAUAGCGUCGAAAUGACUCUCGCACACGCAGAGAGAACGUAAAGAAAGAAGGAGAAAAGGUCGCUGAUUGGGAUGACGGUCUAAAUCCGGCCGGCUUCCUCUGCUUCGUGACUACAUUUCCCAUGGAGCUGUGCGCUGACACGCACACUGUUGUACCAUGGAGCCACCAGUCAGGGUUUUGGACCCAAAGAGCCAGUGAGACAGAAGAAGACCUGAUAUUGUGAUAUCGCCCUCCCGUCGUCUCUUUUUUUUUUUUGCAUCCAUCUCUCCGAGGCCUCUUCUGGGCAGCUGGAGCUACUUGCGCCCCCCCCCCACCUCCCUCGACUCCUGCUGUGGAUUAAAGACUUUUAUCAAGACUCUGACUAUCAGCUGACCAGAAAGCUCCGGAUCACAAGAGGCCGGCCCGGUCCGGGCCCAGUUCCGGUCCCACUUCCGGUUCAGUCUCCGCUGCGGGAUGGCAGGUCCGCCGCUCUGGUGGGCCGUGUUUGCCGCCGCUCUGCUGCUGACCCUCAGGGCCGACGCUGCGGGUCAGAACCCGGACCACGUCCUGCAGGGCACGGGGGUGAAACCCGAAGCUCGGCGGCCCGGCGAGGACUCGACCAUAGCGCCCGAGGACGCCGCCCGCUUCCUCAGCUGCUACUGCUCCGGACACUGUCCCGAGGACGCCGUCAACAACACCUGCCAGACCAACGGUCAGUGCUUCGCCAUCAUCGAGGAGGACGAGCAGCACGGCGACACCAUCCUCACGUCCGGCUGCAUGAAGUAUGAAGGGUCACACUUCCAGUGCAAGGACUCCCCCAAUGCUCAGACCAGGAGGACAAUCGAGUGCUGCAACACCGACUUCUGCAACCGAGACCUGCAGCCCACCCUCCCCCCUCAGCCGCCACCCGACGGCAGCCCUCAUUGGCUGGCCUUCCUCAUCUCCAUGACGGUCUGCUGCUGCACUCUGAUCUGUGUCACCGUCGUCUGCUACUACAGGUAUAAGUGGCAGAGUGAGCGUCAGCGGUAUCACAAGGAUCUGGAGCAGGAGGUCUUCAUCCCUGUGGGAGAGUCGCUCAAAGACCUCAUCCACCAAUCACAGAGCUCUGGCAGUGGCUCCGGGCUCCCCCUGCUGGUGCAGCGAACAAUAGCCAAGCAGAUCCAGAUGGUGCGUCAGAUCGGCAAGGGGAGGUAUGGCGAGGUGUGGAUGGGCCGAUGGAGGGGAGAAAAAGUGGCCGUCAAAGUCUUCUUCACCAGAGAGGAAGCCAGCUGGUUCAGAGAGACUGAGAUUUACCAGACCGUCCUAAUGAGACAUGAGAACAUCCUCGGCUUCAUCGCGGCCGACAUCAAAGGCACCGGCGCCUUCACGCAGCUCUUCCUCAUCACCGACUACCACGAGAACGGCUCGCUGCACGACUACCUGAAGCUGAGCACGCUGGACACGCAGACCCUGCUGCGGCUGGCGUACUCGGCCGCCUGCGGCCUCUGCCACCUGCACACCGAGAUCUACGGCACGCAGGGCAAGCCGGCCAUCGCCCACCGGGACCUGAAGAGCAAGAACAUCCUGAUCAAGAAGAACGGCGCCUGCUGCAUCGCCGACCUCGGCCUCGCCGUCAAGUUCAACAGCGACACUAACGAGGUGGACGUCCCCCUGAGCACCCGGGUCGGGACGAGGCGCUACAUGGCCCCCGAGGUCCUGGACGACAGCCUCAAUAAGAACCACUUCCAGGCGUACAUCAUGGCCGACAUGUACAGCUACGGCCUCGUCAUCUGGGAGAUGGCCAGACGCUGCGUCACCGGAGGUAUCGUGGAGGACUACCAGCCGCCGUACUACGAGAUGGUCCCGUCUGACCCGUCGUAUGAAGACAUGCUGGAGGUGGUUUGUGUUAAAGGAAUGCGCCCGGCGGUGUCCAACCGCUGGAACAGUGACGAGUGCCUUCGCGCCAUGCUGAAGCUGAUGUCAGAGUGCUGGGCUCAUAACCCCGCCUCCCGCCUCACCAUCCUCAGAGUGAAGAAGACACUCGCCAAGAUGGUGGAGUCCCAGGACAUCAAGAUCUGACCGCCCUCCUCCUCCUCCUUCGUGCCACCUGAACACACUCAACUAACCUGGACCUGCUCAGGCUCAGUGCAUCACCCUCUUCAUCAGGAGGAGGAAGAGGAGAAGUUGGGAGAUAAUAAUGGACCCAUUUCAGGGCUGAACUGCGCAUCUCCUCCUUCCUCCAUCUUCAGUAUGUCUGGAAACAAACAUGGAGUCCGUCCUCCUCCUCCUCUUCCUCUGCCCGGUUUGACGCUUUCUGUGAAAGCCAAAUGAGACGAUGAUGGCGAGGAGAGAGGGAGGCUCUCGAUGCUCGUUGGGAAUGAACACAAAUGUUUUAUUUUUUUUUUUUAAAGGACUCGUCGAGUUUCAAGACGCUAAAAAAAAAAGCCAAUUUUGUUGUUACUUUCUCUUCAGGACCGAGUUCUCCUGCCAUAUCGAAAUAUAUCUCCACUCUAAAAAGUAGAGUUAAUUAUAUAUUAAAAAAAGGUACUAUUAUAAUAUGUGACUUUUAAUGUGUAAAUAAAUGUUAUUAGAUGCCGUGCCUACUCCAGAGAGGCUUUUUUGUAAAUCACCAGAACACUAUGCUGCAGUGGUGUUGACGUCCAGCCGACUCCAGGAGACGACGAUGGAGUCACUACGGAGACGUCUGCCGUCCUGUCCGUCUGUCCACGUCCCGGCUGUCUGUCUGGAGAUUGAUCAGUGAUGUAAAGAGGUUGAGCUGCUCUGGUGUCACAAAGAAAUCUGAUUGGUUGAAGUUUAAACCUCAGUGGGAGGAGCCUAAUUGAUCAGAGUGCCAAAGGAGAAGCUAAGUCCCGCCCCUUCCGCUGUUUAUGCAAAGAUAUUGUUUAAAGUUGGUCAACGGCAAGAGAAUAAUUGUUUUGAUGCAAUAUUAAUUAAGUAUUUUCACAGUUCAAUAGUUUUACUACAAAAUUAGACUUUCUUGCUGUAAUAAAUGUACAUUAUGUGUAAUUCACGGCACAAUUCAUAAAGAUUCUGUCUAACCGGUUACUACUUUAUGUUUUCCUAAAUAAAGUCCUGUACGACUAAGAAAUUGAAAGAUUUGCAAUAUAACUUGAAUCUUUUAUUCAUUAAGUUUAUUUCGAUUUUUAAUGAGACGAAUGUUCGAUACCUCCUGGAAUGUCAAAAAUAAACGACUGCUUAAACGUUAAAAUUAAAAAAAUGUAAACCUUUUAAAAGCCAAAGGAUGAUAUGCAGCAGGAUGGAAGGGACAUCAUUAAAACCAUUAAAUAAAUAAAAAAUUCUAUAUUAACUUUUGGCUCCUCCCACUCAGAUUUCUUCCGGAUUUACGAUAGAUUUAUUUCAAUUAUCCUCUAUUUUAAUGCAUUAAAGGCGUUACUUCAGUUGCAUUUUGGGACUAAACCUUCUUAUUAAUAUUAUUUGGGAAACCAGUCCAGAACGGAUUAGCCUAGUUUAGCACAAAGAUUGAAAGCGAGCGGAAACGGUUAGCUUUGCAACAUAACAUUUAAUAUCUCUAAAUAUUGUGGAUUGAUGUUUUAUUCGUUGUUUUUUUGGGGAAUCUGUUUAGAAACCAACACAUACAAUUAGACAUUUUAGCAGCAGUUAGCAUUUGAGCUAAGCUAGCAGCUUCCCCAUACUUACAGUAUUUGUGCUAAGCUAAACACCCUGGACCUAAAAUGUUGUAUUGUUCCUUUUUAACUGUUGCGUGUUCUCUCCUCAGUGUGCGCGUGUGUGUAUGUAUGAAGCUAACGGAUUAUACAGUUCACACAUUUAAGAGCAGUGACUUUAGUGUUUUUCUCUGUAAUAAAUAUGCAAGGAAAGUCCCCGUAUAGGAAUAAUCUCUGAUGUAAAUGUGUUGGUGUUUUGUACAGCAUCUGGUUCAGUGCCUUGAGUUUACCAAGGAAAUGAAAAACUCUGUAUACAGUCUGUCCAAUGUAAUGAUUUUUAAGUAAAUAACCUUAUUUUAGUACACAAACUGUUCUUUCACUUGUGGUUUAUUUAUUAUUUAGUAUUCCUUUGAAGCAAUUUGGUAACUCAACCAGAUGGUCAAAUCUACAUUAUUUUAAUGAUAUUGGCAAAACAAUUUGUACUAGCUGUUAUUUGAAGCCAGUUAAGAUAUGACUUUAAAAUUGCAGUCAAAUGA